GCAGAUACCUAUCUCCCUGUCCCCCAAGAUGGACUGGUUGACUGUUUAAGUACAUGCUUAUUGGCUGACUGUCUCUCUUUCUAGCUGAAUGUCUGGCUGCAUAAGGUUGUUGUUGACUCGCUGGUUGACUGUCUCUCUGUCUGUCUGUCUGUCUGUCUGUCUAGUUGACCAACCAGUCGACUGGCUGACCAACUGAAUUGCUGCAAAGCUGGCUGACUAGCAGGCGAGCAGGUUGGCUUGCUGGCUGUCCUGCUUGCUGGCUUGGUAGGUAAUAGGAGUGCCCAUCUGAAGAGUUUUAUGGCACUCACCACGGUCCAAAGUCUGCGUGCGGACCUCUGUCAGCCAGGGCUGUGUGGUCCGGCCGCCUCUCUCUCUCUCUCUCCCUCUCUCUCUCGCUCGCUGUCUCUCUCGCCGUGUCAGUGCUCGGGCUCCUGUCCCCUGCUGGUAUGAGGAUCCUUGUGUCCCCUUAGCCAGCAUGGAUCUAUGGGAUUAUGAUGUGGAGCUUCCCCAGCCUCUAGCCCACCCCCCAGCCAACGACCCCCAUGAGCUGCUGUACCUAGAGAGGACGUCUAAGGAUCUGGAGAGAGAGCCUGAGAGCAGGGCAGAGAUCGAGGGGAACUGUCCAGUGUGUGGAGAUCGAGUAUCUGGCUACCACUACGGACUGCUCACCUGUGAGAGCUGCAAGGGGUUCUUUAAACGGUCAGUGCAGAACAGCAAGCACUACAGCUGCUCGGAGAGACAGAGAUGUCCCAUGAACCCCUCCCAGAGGAAGCGCUGUCCAUUCUGUCGCUUCCAGAAGUGCUUAGCUGUGGGUAUGAAGCGAGAGGCUGUGAGAGCAGACCGCAUGAGGGGUGGCAGGAACAAGUUUGGCCCCUUCUAUCGCAGAGACCGGCAAUUAAAACAGCAGGUCUAUUAUCAACCAAGCACUGCCCCCUACAGAGUCAAAGCAGAGACUACCCCAACGCACCAGCCAACGCCCCAAAGUGACCAUCUGAUGAUCAAUCACCCGCUCGUUCCAUUUUCCUCAGAGCCUUUCUACCAACCCCAUGUGGUUUAUCCCUCUGGCCCGGGCCACCAGUCAGAGGCCAUCAUGCCCCAGGACUGCAUUCGGAACACAGUCACUGGACUAGCAGCCCUACCCUUCACUGGAUUGUAUCAACCCAACAUGCGUGAGUUCCCUCUGGAGAAAACAGAAUACCCACUUAGCUCUAGCUUAACCCUGGUGAACUCAAUGUCGUCCUCCAUGGCCAGUGAUGGCUUCCUACCCUCAAGCCCGGCAAUGUCAGCCUCCAACUCCACGUCAAGUUCAACAGCUUCCACGCCGGUUCCCUUUCCGUAUACGUCAGUCGAGGACCCCUCGGAAAACUUCCUCGCCCAGCUCUUAAAUGGGGAGCCCGAGGAAGGCCAGCUGUGUGCCAAGGUCCUGGCCUCCCUGCAGAGGGAACAGGCCAACCGAGGCAAACACGACUGUCUGAACACCUUCAGCAUCAUGUGCAAAAUGGCCGACCAGACACUCUUUGGCCUUGUGGAGUGGGCCAGGAACUGUGCUUUCUUCAAGGACCUCAAGGUAGAAGACCAGAUGGCGCUGCUGCAGAGCUGCUGGAGUGAGCUGCUUGUGUUAGACCACCUGAGUAGACAGGUGACCUAUGCGAAGGAGGGCUGCAUCUACCUGGUCACUGGGCAGCAGAUAGAGGUGUCCACUGUGCAGUCCCAGGCAGGGUUGACCCUGAGCAGCCUGGUGUCAAGGACCCAGGACCUGGUGUCCAAGCUGAAGGCCCUUCACCUGGACAAAGAGGAGUUUGUCUGCCUCAAAUACCUAGUUUUAUUCAACCCAGGGUCCACGCCUGUGACUGCAUACUGUGUUCCUGUGUCCAGACGUGAAGUUCAUCCAGAGCCGCAGGCAGGUGGAGAGGACCCAGGAGCAGGUGAACCGAGCCCUGAUGGAGCACACGCAGCGCAGUCAGUCCGACAAGUUCGGCCAGCUGCUGCUUCGUCUGCCCGAGGUGCGCAGCAUCAGCCUACAGGUUGAGGAGUACCUGUACCAGCGGCACCUGCUCGGAGACCUGCCCUGCAACUCCCUGCUCACGGAGAUGCUGCAUACCAAGCACAGCUGAGGCGGUGGAAGCGCAUGUUCCCCUUGGGAACCCGAGGUCACCGACUGCAGCGCACGUUCACACACACACACACACACACACACACACACACACACACACACACACACACACACACACGCAUACCUCUGGAUAGGUGUUUAGAACAGCUUUUUAUUAGCUGCAAUUUGAUUUAAAUCUGUCGAUUCUGUAGAAUAGGUUAAUUCCUUAGCCUAACGCUGUUUUACCACCAAGAAAAUAAUAUCUAUCUUUAUCCAGGCCAUUUUAUGUUUUUUAAUUUGAGCAUUUGAUGUUUUGGAGUGUUGCGAACCACAGCCAUUACUUUUGAUUUGUCAAUGUUUGUGUCCACGUGGGCAGUCUUUGGUCAAAGGAAUUUCUAUUUGUCAAACUGUAAAUAUAUCAGCAUUUGCCUUGCAGUAUUCAACAGAGCCCCCUGACGAUAGUAUAGUUGAACGACGUAUGCCUAUAGCAUUUAAUAUAUUUCAGAAAGGUUUUGAGCCAUCAGUUCAACCAGAAUGUUUUACAUUCCUUGUUUUAGUAUUAUAGUAUUAACGUAACAAGAACAUCUGUUGAUAUUUCAUUCAACCUUCUUCUAACUACAGACAAGUAAGCCGUUAGCGAAAAAUAUGGAAUGUAAAUAAUGGGUUAAUAAACUCAAAAUGGAUGUAACACAA
Gadus macrocephalus (Pacific cod) is the source of this 2785-nucleotide messenger RNA. RefSeq names its product nuclear receptor subfamily 5, group A, member 5 (gene nr5a5). Gene Ontology annotation, cellular component: RNA polymerase II transcription regulator complex. Gene Ontology annotation, molecular function: zinc ion binding; RNA polymerase II cis-regulatory region sequence-specific DNA binding; nuclear receptor activity. Gene Ontology annotation, biological process: hormone-mediated signaling pathway; tissue development; regulation of transcription by RNA polymerase II. The coding region runs from base 476 to 2029 and encodes 517 amino acids. Lineage: Eukaryota; Metazoa; Chordata; Actinopteri; Gadiformes; Gadidae. The transcript has 7 exons. The record is from RefSeq and is a predicted model, not a curated record.